Centruroides sculpturatus (bark scorpion) is the source of this 2581-nucleotide messenger RNA. RefSeq names its product vesicle-associated membrane protein-associated protein B-like. Gene Ontology annotation, molecular function: FFAT motif binding. The record is from RefSeq and is a predicted model, not a curated record. The coding region runs from base 1 to 804 and encodes 267 amino acids. NCBI's taxonomy places the organism in Eukaryota, Metazoa, Arthropoda, Arachnida, Scorpiones, Buthidae. Gene Ontology annotation, biological process: endoplasmic reticulum membrane organization. Gene Ontology annotation, cellular component: plasma membrane; endoplasmic reticulum membrane. The transcript is spliced from 6 exons.
AUGAAUAAUAUCUGUUUUCAUAAAUGGUUUGAAGAACAGUUAUUACCAAAUAUUCCAGGAGAAAUAAAUGAUGAUGAUGAUGAUAAACUAAUAAUAAUUUGCUUCUAUAAUUUAGGUCCAUUUACCGAUGUAGUUACAUCAAAUUUGAAGUUGACUAAUCCUACAGAACGCAGAGUUUGUUUUAAAGUGAAAACUACAGCACCUAAACGUUAUUGCGUACGUCCUAAUAGUGGAAUAAUAGAACCGAGACAAGCUGUAAAUGUUGCUGUAAUGCUUCAACCAUUUGAGUAUGAUCCUAAUGAAAAGAAUAGGCACAAGUUUAUGGUUCAGACAAUGUUUGCUCCAGAAGGUGAUAUUAAUCAAGAAACAUUGUGGCGAGAUGCUAAUCCCGAAUCUCUAAUGGACUCAAAAUUACGCUGUGUAUUUAUUCCAGAAACUACAGCAGAGAACAAUCUGGAUAGUUCUCAAACACAAAGGGAAGAGAAACCAGCCACAGCUAAGGUAGCAAAUGAACCAGCAAAAUCAUCACCCAAGACUUCUGCUAACUUUGAAGUCGACUUAAGAAGGGCUGCUGAAGAAAACAAACGACUAAAAGAAGAUAUUGCCCAAUUAAAACAAGAAAAUUCACAAUUGAAGGAAGAAGGACUGAGGUUGGGAAUAUCUAGAAAUGCUGAACAGCAAAAUCUUUCUCAAAGAGAAACCCAAAUACAGAUGGCUCAAAAGCCUCAAUUAUCAUGGUUAUAUCUGGUUAUUGUUAUUUUUGCUUUCUUUCUUGGCUACAUGUUUGCUAAAUACUUUCUGUAGGCAUUCCCAACUUUAUUAUCCUUUUCCUGUUACCCCUCCCACUCUGUUGGUCUCAAUUAGAGUCUGCCUCCAUUACUUACUGUCAGAUCCUGGCUGUUUAAGCCUGAAGUUUGAGACAAGUUAGAAUCAGCAAAUAAUACUUUGAAAUUCAAUUAUUCAGGCUUUGAUUACUUUGUGGAUAUGGGGAAAAUUUUUCCUACAUCUAUGUACAUUGUGUACAUAGGAGAGCAGUGAUGAUACCUUUGUAAUUGUUUUUUCUUAAGUCAUUAAUUUUUUCACCUAAAAGUUAUUUGUAACAUUGGUUUUGUCAUAUAUCAAAUAACUUUGUGAUUAAAAGAAAAUGCAUAAACAUAGUAUAUAUACAUGAUGAUGCUGGUCAAAGUUGCUAGAUAGUUUGUGUCACUUGAUUUAAGUUUUUAUUAUCUAGAGUGUUGGUAUUGAAGUUUGUGUAUGCAUUUAGGCAUGUUUCACAUAAAUGAAUUUUCUCCCAAAUUGUUCAAUUAGAAUGUAUUAUGAAAGAUUCCUAAACAUUUGACAUAAAACAGUGCAACAUGACCAAUCCCCAAAGCUCUUAUUGAUAAGUGUUGAUGUUUGAACUUUCUAGGAAUUUGAAGUUUGAAUAAGAUAUUUUGUAUUUUUUAAGAAAAAUUAUGUUAAAAAUGUUUUGAAGACAAUAUGUAGAAUGUUGAUGUGUGAACAGUUGAAGGAAAUUGAACUGUUUUGAUUCCUGUGUUUUGUGCAAAUAUUUUAUAUGUAUGUGAGGAAAAUAAACAGAUCAACAGAGCAGAGAGGGAGUCUAAAAAAAAUUGUAUAGUUGCAAAUAUGUGGUAAGAAAAGUGAAUUUUUGGUUAAUGUUUCACAAAUGCACAGAAGAAACAGAACUUUAAAUAUCAGACAUCUCGUCAUCAGAUAGAAAUUUGAGACAUGCCUGUUCUAAUAGAAUGUAUUUACUUUAGAAUAGAAAAUGAUUGUUGUAUAAAAAAAAACAAAAAAAAAAACCUAAAAAAGAAUGACUGAUUGUCCAUUUUAUUGAACUAAAAAUGCUUUCUCUGUUUCAGUAUUUUCAUUCUUUUUUUUUUAAAUGAAAUAGUAUUCUUGGGCUAUGUAAAACAUUCACAUAAAUGAACAAAUAUAUGAAAAAAAUCAUCUUAAAAAUUUAAUAUUAAAACAGGCAGCCAAAUUCAUCUAGCUGUAAACAUUAUAAAUGGAAAAAAUGAUAGAAUAACUUUCUGGUUAAAACUUUGAGUUUGUUAAUUGAGUUACUGUCAUUGAUGACAUGAAGAAAUUGUAUUAUAAAAAAUAUUGGCAUGUUUGGUGUAAUUGACAAAUGGUUUAUUGUUGAGACCACAUUACGUUGUAAAAAGAUAAAUUUUUGUUAAGUACCCUUGCAGUUAUUAAAUUUCAAUAUAUUAAGAAUAUUUGUAAUACAAACGGAUAACUCUAUGCCAAGAAAUGAUUUUUAGCUAUUAGUCAUUGUACAUAUAAAUGUUUUUGUUUAAUUUUUAUUUAAUUAUAUUCAAAAUAUUGGGAUUGAACUCUGAAUAUUCAAAUAACUUCUCAAAAACAACAAAAUACAUAUAUAUAAAAUGUAAAACCUAAAACUAUACAAAGUAUAUCAUAACUGUAUUUGCUAGUUUUAACCAUAUCCUGCCCUCUAUAUAUGUGGCAAAAAAAAAAUGUAAUAAGGAAAGCUAGAAUAAAACUGAGUGAACUGUGGGAAAGUCAAAAUAAUGUUUGAAGUUUGAAUUAUGUUUGUUUCAUUCCCCAAUAAAUAUAA